GAGACAAUAAACAGGUCUUGAAGUCAAUAAUCUUUUGUCCGUCCACUCGGCUACAUUACAAAGAAAAUGGCAAAUUUUUAUUUGUUGGGUUGCUUUUUGUUAGUUCUGUUCAUGGUCAUAUCAGAGUGCAGAGACAGUUCACCAGCGAUUGAGACUCUGUCUGCUCCUCAAGAAGAAGAUGUAGCCCUCCCUUGUUUUAAUUCUAGCGUGAUGAAGCCAGAGAGCUGCAACAGAGUGAAAUUGAUAAAGUUUGCCACAGAUUCCAGUCAAGUGAAGGUUAUCCUUGCCAGGCCUAAAACACCCAAGUUUCCAGAUGCUGAACAUGUAAAAUGGCAACGUGAUGAAAAAGGACAAAUGUCCCUCUUUCUGACAAAACUACAACAAUCUGAUGAGGGACUGUACAGCUGUGAAAUCUGGCAAGGCUGGGACUGUAUUCAUUUCAAAAACAUAUCUUUGAAAGUAAAAGAAUGCAAAGUCCUUCAAGCAGUGAAGGCGGCACCCAGCACACCCAUUAACUUGACUUGCCCAGUAGACAUAAAAUCCCCAAAUAUCUCCUGGGUUAUGCUAAAAGGAGGCAGCCCUGUAUCUGUUAACUCUAAAAGGGUUCAAAUGAAUGGGACGUCAUUAACUAUGCAGUCUGUGGAUUACGGGGACAGUGGUUGGUACAGAUGUAAAUACAUGCUUGAAAAAAGUCAGCGCUGCUUUGACAUUAAUGUACUGGUCCAAGAGGAAAAUGCUGUUGUGGCCACAACGGUACCAAGUAUGUCAGUUCCAGGUAUGUCAGUUCCAGCACUGACAACCAUUGGGAUUCUUUCGACAACCCGGGAGAAGGAGAGCAGUGUAGCAUUAAUUCUAGUGGUGGUUUCAGUCAUCAUUGCGGUUGUCAUAAUUGCUGCCCUGAUAGGACUGCUCAUUUGCUACAGACGUAACACCCUGAUAAAUACACUGCAAAUCCAGAGGCAGCCAGCAGGUACUCAUAUAGAGUCUUUCGACGGUUAUGAAGUUGUGAAUCUUACAACGUCACAGGCUAAUGCAAACCAACGAGUCAACAGUCUGUACCAACAAUUCCAGGAUGAUAGCUUGUGUACUUUCCAGUAUUAGGAAAAUUGAGUCUACUCAAGAAAAAGAAGAGGAUUGCCCUUACUAUCUAAUCUAGAUUGCCUGCUUACAUUUAUACAUUAUGUAAAAACAUGUAACAUCUACUAAACUGUACACUGUAGUAAAGUGUCUACUGAGCAGCAUGGAAAAUGCUACACACAGUUUUUUCUUAGACUGUUGAAAAGACUCUUUUAUGUUGAUGUAUCUAAUCAUCUGUAUCAUUUUAAAUGAUGUUUAAAAUGUAAUCUUACAAUAAAAUAUUUGAAUAAAUAUCUGUAGGAUGAUGAAUGUUCAUGACAAAGUUAUAAACAUUGAUCUACUUUU
Messenger RNA from Morone saxatilis (striped sea-bass), 1422 nucleotides. RefSeq lists its product as uncharacterized. Bases 67 to 1101 code for a protein of 344 amino acids. The transcript has 8 exons. Gene Ontology annotation, biological process: negative regulation of T cell proliferation; cell surface receptor signaling pathway; immune response. Gene Ontology annotation, cellular component: external side of plasma membrane. The record is from RefSeq and is a predicted model, not a curated record. NCBI's taxonomy places the organism in Eukaryota, Metazoa, Chordata, Actinopteri, Moronidae.